Schistocerca americana (American grasshopper) is the source of this 582-nucleotide messenger RNA. Its product is annotated as lachesin-like. Gene Ontology annotation, cellular component: neuron projection. Bases 1 to 582 code for a protein of 193 amino acids. Lineage: Eukaryota; Metazoa; Arthropoda; Insecta; Orthoptera; Acrididae. The transcript is spliced from 4 exons. The record is from RefSeq and is a predicted model, not a curated record.
AUGGCUACAAAGGUGGCGUGGAUCAAGGCCGACACCAAGGCCAUCCUGGCCAUCCACGAGCACGUCAUCACCAACAACCAGCGGCUUUCCGUCACGCACAACGACUUCAACACGUGGACCCUCAACCUGCGUGGCGUGAAGCGCGAGGACCGCGGCCAGUACAUGUGCCAGGUCAACACGGACCCCAUGAAGAGCCAGACGGCGUUCCUGGAGGUGGUGAUCCCACCGGACAUCAUCUACGAGGAGACGUCCGGAGACCUGAUGGUGCCCGAAGGAGGCUCGGCGAAGCUGGUGUGCAAGGCGCGCGGCUACCCCAAGCCCAAGGUGGUCUGGAGGCGGGAGGACGGUGGCGACAUCGUGCUGCGCGGGGGCCAGAGCUCGAAGACCAGGGUGCAGUCGGUGGAGGGGGAGGUGCUGACGCUGACCAAGGUCACCCGCUCCGAGAUGGGCGCCUACCUCUGCAUCGCCGCCAACGGCGUCCCGCCCUCCGUCAGCAAGAGGAUGAUGGUGCACGUGCACUGUGAGUCACCCAGCACCUCAAAUAUGUCUGCUGCUGCCAAACGCUGCUGUUUGUGCUCGUAA